AGGAAGCAUUGACAUAUCGUUAAUAUAUUUACACUCAAUUAAAAUAAUACGCUGUAAUCUUUUGCUUUAUAACGAGCCUGAUAAAAUACGUUUUCAACAUAGGCAACUUUUACAGAUAACUCUCAGUUUUUAAAGUGGCGGACAAUCAUAUGGAGCUGUCACCGCCGCCGUAAAGCGACAAGCCGUAUUUCAGUUUGUGUUGUUGUGGAGAGCUACACUGACAGAAGGAUGUGGAUAUUUAAUGUGAAUGUUUUAGUAUUUUUGAUAUGUUUUGUGGGACCGUACGAGACAUUAGCCCUUCAGGAUGUAACGGCCGACCUGUUCGGGACGGAAAACUUCGGCACGGUGGCGGCGUUUGGAGAUUUUAACUCGGAUAAACAGACAGACAUCUUCAUCAUCAGAGAGCAGUCUGAAGUGGUGAUAUUCUUGGCUGACUUGAAAACACCUUACUUCAAGCCAAAAGUGCACAUCAACCUUUUACCAAGUGAUCACACCAUCACCAGCGUGGUUCCUGGAGAUUACGAUGGAGACUCUCAGAUGGAUGUACUGCUCACCACUCAGCUCAAGUCCAAGGACACAACUGUGUUCAUCUUCUGGGGGAACAACCAGACGCUGGAUAUGGAUGGGCGGCUGGAGUUGAACAAAACCUUUGAAGAUCAACCUCUUGUUAUGGAUUAUAAUGGAGACAUGAUCCCAGACAUCUUUGGUGUCAUCAAGGGCUCAUCUACACCUUCAGCUGAAGUCUGUUAUCUCACCAAACGGAACCCAGUGUGGCAGAAUGCUCUGAGCCCGCCUGUCAACAUGCACAUCCCUCACUCCAACGCUUUUAUCGACCUCAACAAGGACUUCACCGCUGAUUUGUUCCUGACAGUCCAAGGGCCAACACCUCAAGGGCCAAAAUUCGAGACUUGGAUCAACAAGGAUGGGAACUUCAGCAGGAUGGAUGUGCUUCCUGCAGACCCUCCAUCCGCCGCUCGGCUUGUUGGACAGUCGUCCUUUGUCGAUUUUGAUGGUGAUGGAUACCAGGAUCAUCUCCUCCCUGUUUGUCUGGACGAAGCCUGCCAGAACAGUGCCAUCUUCCUGUCCAAGCCUGGCCAGAAAACGUGGGUUUCUGUGCUGUGGGAGUUCAAUCAGAAGGACACACUGUGGGGCUUCGUGCCUGGGAAACCAGGCCAGCCACUGGGCCUCCACCUGGGAGACUACAACCUGGAUGGCUUCCCUGAUGCCCUUGUGGUCCUUCGCAACACCAGCGGCAGCAAUCAGCAGGCCUUCCUCUUGGAGAAUGUACCCUGUAAAAACCCGAACUGCCAGAGCAUUGGGAGAAUGUUCCGCAUCCACUGGGACCAAUCAGAUUUGAGUGCCAUCCCCCAUGCCACCGUGGCAACAUUCUUUGACAUUUAUGAGGACGGGAUAUUAGACAUGCUGGUUCUAAGCCAGGCGGAGGGCAGAGAUGGCUUGAUCAUCCACGCUUUGAAGAACAACUUUGAAGCCGACGCCUACUUUGUUAAAGUUAUGGUGCUCAGUGGCCUCUGCUUCAACGACUGCCCCGAAGAAGUCAAGCCUUUUGGUGUUAACCAGCCGGGACCAUACGUCAUGUACACCACAGUGGACUCCAACGGCUACCUGAAGAACGCUUCAGCUGGUCAGUUGAGCCAGUCAGCCCACUUUGCCCUGCAGCUGCCCUACACAGUGCUCGGCCUCGGACGCAGUGCCAAUUUCCUGGAUCACCUGUAUGUCGGCAUCCCACGGCUACCUGGAGACACGGACAUAAGGAAGCAGGAGUGGACAGCCAUUAUUCCCAACUCUCAACUCAUCGUCAUCCCCUACCCACACAACGAGCCCCGCAGUUGGAGCGCUAAGUUGUAUCUGACUCCCAGCAACAGUGUUCUGCUGACAGCCAUCGCUCUGAUUGGAGUGUGUGUCUUCAUCCUCGUCAUCAUCGGCAUCCUGCACUGGCAGGAGAAGAAAGCUGACGACCGGGAGAAGAGGCAGGAAGCCCACCGUUUCCAUUUUGAUGCCAUGUGAAGAAAGGGAACUGCACUGUGCAUCAUCCUGCACGCACGCACGCACACACACACACACACACACACACACACACACACACACACACACACACACACACACACACAGUUUUACUCAAUUUCAUUUCAACGGGCCAAUAAAUGUAUCGUCAUUUGCCCCAAAAUGUUUCUUUUUGAUAUUUUUCAGUCUUCGAGUCAGGGCUGAAAUAUUCAUGUUGGGUUUCAUUUAUUCAUUCCAGUGUUAGAAGUACAGGAGCAGCAGCAGGACCGCAGAGAAAUCUCAGAUUAAAAAAACAGAUUUCUGAAGACUGGCUGCAGUCAAUGUGUAAUCAUCGGCGCUUGUAUUAGAACAUUUCCACAAAAAGACACAAAUUCCAGCUGAGAUGUUAAAAUGCCCAACAAGUUACUGCAAUAUUGUCAGCUGUUUGUUUGUGAUUGUUCACUGGAAGGGAAAGCUUCAUUGGCACAAAGUGUUAUAGUUUUACUUGAAAUCCAUGUGCGUGCUACUGCCCCAAUGUUUCUGUCCAGGCGUCUUUUUGUCUGAACGAUCCGCCUUUGUUUUUUCCACUGGACAGAAGGAACCACAAAUAAAUCCUUCCUGUUUGUCAUUGCUUUUACACCUUUGCUUUCAUCCAGUUGAAUUAAAUGGAAGUAAUUUCUGUGUGAACUGCAUAAGUGGCCGGUGCAAACUGAACAGGGACAAACUCAAGAAGCAGAGCAGUGAUUCUCUGGAAUUGUUUUGUUUUUGUUUUGUUUUGUUUUGUUUUGUUUUGUUUUUGCUCCCAACACUGAGAGGAAAAUAAAUCCACAGUCUCCUGCCUCCAAAAAUGAUUAAUGGCCCUCAGCUCUGCUGGGUAUAAAUUCAUCUUUUCUCAGCUGAUCAUAUCACAGUGGAUCAUCAGAUUGGAGUGCCAAAAAACGACCAUGUCACAUCCUUUCACCUUCUUUUUAAUGCUACAGCGUCGAGGCUUACCAGUCACUCUGAGGACUGUCUCUGCUGAUCAACACUGUUUUGUUUGGAGAUGUCGGCUUCCUGUUUGUUACCUUUUCAAAAAAUAAUUGGGCCAAGUGUUUCUGGCAUGUUCAGAUAUUUAUUCAGCUACAAUACGCUGUUUGCACAAUGAUUGUUUGUUUUUGUGUUUUUUAUUACUAAUGAUUAACUGUGGGUAAAUGUAAUUUAUUUUGUUCUGUGCACUUGAUUUGCAUAUGAAUGUUGAGGCUACUAAAUGUGUUAACUAAUGCUAAUAUGUGUUUGGGGGGGUUGAGAAUAAAGGUUGCUUAUGCUCAAAUUGAACUAAA
This is a messenger RNA of Myripristis murdjan (pinecone soldierfish), 3320 nucleotides long. RefSeq names its product integrin alpha FG-GAP repeat containing 1 (gene itfg1). NCBI's taxonomy places the organism in Eukaryota, Metazoa, Chordata, Actinopteri, Holocentriformes, Holocentridae. The record is from RefSeq and is a predicted model, not a curated record. Gene Ontology annotation, cellular component: plasma membrane. The transcript has 18 exons. The coding region runs from base 229 to 2025 and encodes 598 amino acids.